Phasianus colchicus (ring-necked pheasant) is the source of this 9772-nucleotide messenger RNA. NCBI's taxonomy places the organism in Eukaryota, Metazoa, Chordata, Aves, Galliformes, Phasianidae. The record is from RefSeq and is a predicted model, not a curated record.
AGCGGGGCGGGGGCUUUGUUCGGGCCGAGGGAGCGCCGGCGGCGCGGGGCUUUGUGAUGAGCGCGGCUGUGCGGAGGGCGGGACCGGGCGGCCGCCGCCGCUUCCCUUCCGAGGGCUCGGGCUGCGGUCGUGCUUGCAGACCAGAAGCCGGGGCGAGCGGCCGCCGUCGUGCGGGGCUGCGCGGCGUUGCGCUGCGCCUCGCUGCGCUCCUGCCCGCCCCCCGCGGCGCCGCGUUCUGACGGACGGUGCCGGCAGGGCUUUGUCCGCCGUUCCCGGAGCGCCGUGUGAGCCGUUGCGGAACGGGCGAAACUUUUCCUGUCCGCCUUAUCGCUGUGGUUUAUGUGCGGCGCGCGAACAAAGCGCCCGGAGAUCUCUUUUAGUUUCUCUUUUCUUUGUUGCCUCCCGGCUCCGCGCUUCGGUUGUGCGGGAUACCGACGCGUUUCGCGUGUGUUUACCCCGUUUUCGGUGAUAAAACGUGGUGUUUCAGUACGGUCGGCCAUCCCUGGGGCCAAAGCGUUGCCGACACAAGCGGCUGUGCCGAGAAGCAGAAUUAUUUUCUACCUCCCUGUGACCCGCGGCUCAGUUCGUGGCCGUGCGAGCGCGGAUGCGUUGUGUUGGUGGGAGAAGGAGGCGUGGAGCAAAAGGGAGAUGGGAAUUCGGCGGUGUGCUUCGGGUCGUGUGUGGAGGAACGGCGCUGAAUCAGCUGACAGCUCUCCCAAGUGUGCAGAGAGUUCAGAAUCUGGAAUUUGGCCCAGCAGAGUGGUUAGAAGGCAGAUGCAUGUGAGGAACCGCUCAAUAGUGCGCGUUCUGCAGUUUCAUAUGUGGAUGUUGCACCUAGGGAAGUACGUAGGAUUUGAAUAGAGCUGUUGGUUUUUCUUCCAGCAUUAAUUGGAAAUAGCUGUGUUAAUUAAUUUCUGUAGUAUCGUUGUGCUACUUAAUGUUUUUCUCCAGCAUUUGGGGUGUUGACACAGAGCUGAGGUCACUGUAACCAUAUCUGAUGUCGUGGUUGCCACCACACGAGGCUGACUGAAAGAGUUGGGCUUGCCUAUGUUGCAGUGAGAAGUUCUGUCUUACUGUGGCAGCGUGUAUUAAAUGUUAUGUAGGAUUGUGGUGCACAUGGAAAGCUGCAUGUGUGUUUGCCUCAUAGUUUGCUCUCGGGGGAGUUCCUUAGGGCAGGUGUUUGGAGUGAGCAUUGAGCAGGACAUCCCCUUGUUGAGGACGGGGGGCUGGAUGGGAUUUGUGAAAGCAUUUUCUACUUUGCUUUUAGAUAGACUUUGUUUGCUUGCUGAAAUGGUAUAUGACUGCACACAGAAACAUCUGCAAUGGAGAGUUUUGUAAAUGCUUUCUCCUUGAUGAUUUCCAUUCUUUGUACAGUGGUUUCUAAAUCUCCAGCAUGAUUAGACCAAGUUCUUAGAGGCAGAUCACCCAGGAGAUGGUUUAAAUACCUGCCUGUAUGUCUUCACGCCUUACUUGAUCGUGGAAGGACAAAACACUGCCCUGCCCAUUGCAGUGAAGAGAUCACUAAAUUCUCUUGUGUUGAGCCCUCCUAUGAAAUGAGCAUUAAUACACUGGGUUCUCUUCUUAAAGCUGUCGAGUAGUCGUGCUUUAUAAAUACUUCUCAUUGCAUGUAUCAUAUGUAUAGGUAUGUGAAAACUUUAUCAAGCUGCUGCUUUCUCUUCUCUUUGGUAAAUGUAGUUGGAAAUGCCUGAUGUGAAUUUCCCCACCCAUAACAUAGCAGUUGUGAUUACUGCACACAGUUGCAGCGCUGUCACACAGCCAGUGACAAGACUGUCGCUCUGAACAAGAAGUCUUUUCAUGUAAGGUUCCUUUUCUCCUCCCAUAAGAACAAAUACAGCUGUGCAGUCGUUUGUGGUGCUUCUAACCGUGAAGUCAAAUGCACUUCACCUUCCUUUGGUAGGAAGGAAUUUUAAAUGGCAUCAGAAGAUGAAAAUGUAUUCAGUUCUACCGUCUGCAGUGUAAUUUCAAACAUGUUGCAUUCAGUUUCUUUACAGUAAUGGCUUGGAUACCAAAGCACGAUAGCCAGGUUUAGUUUAAAUCCCACUCAGAGUACAUGCUGUGCCUUUCAGAUUAGCAGGCAGGUGCUUUCUGAGUUGCUUUGGGAAAUGUUUGCCUUACAGAUGAGGGCCAGGUGUUACCUCUGGAUGUAUGUGCAAAGAUUUAAUUUCAUUAGUGGUGAACAAAUUCUUUUCCUAAAUGUGCCGGUUUAAGAGCAGUUGUACACUUACAGAGGAAAUGUGUCUGAAGGUGUUACAGUGACAAUCUCCAAAAUGAGAACAAGUAUCUCUGUAGUAACCCAAAGUUUAGAUUUCUGCAUCUAGUUCUGCGUUUAAGUCCCAAACUUUGGAGUAUUAAUGCAUGGAUCUGUCCUGUACAGGCUGUGCUGUUUUUCCAGUGUGUAUUUGUGUGUACACUGCUGCAAGUAAUCCAAUUUUGUACUUUUUCUUUGAAGCUACCGUAUAGUUUUAAGGUAGGUUUCCUCUUGCACUGGCAGAGCUGUCAGUUACAGGUGAUAGACCUCAGUUGUCUUUCUGCUGCAGAGCUCUCUGCAUGUAAGUCCCAAUGGAAAUGAAGGCAAUGUCAGGCUGCCUUCUUGGACUUCGCUCUUAGUUUUCAUCCACAUUAUUUUGAGGAACUUUUUUUCAAGUGUCUUGCUGUUCAUGUCCUCUAUGAUAUGCAUUACUUAAGCUAGUUCUAUAGAUGCUGGACUGAGCUUGUUGUGUGGUGUAAAGAAGUUGUAGAAGUGAUUUCAAGAGCUUUGUUUUGUCAAUAAAGCGCAUGCAUAUGUACCGCAGCAGUGAAAGUAGUUCUUAUGUUACACUUUUAUUCCACUUUAUUAGCAUGCAUCCUCCUAGCAUGUGUCUGCACUUGCACACACACAUAUAUUCCCUUAAUGGUUGGCCAUACAGCAGUGGAAAAGUAGGUGUGGAGGGAUUAGAGGGCUGUACUUUCUUUUGUCUGCAUCUUCUCAUCUAGGUGUCCUUGUUCUGAUUCAGCAGCUUUCCACAUAAGUCAGUUCCUAUUGUUUGGAAGUGACACUCCUGUUCAGCACAAAAAGUGAGAGGUUUCUUAGCCUUGAAAAUGGAAGUCAUGCAGCUUGUUAGCACAGAAAGUACAUAGUUAAAACUGCAGAGGAGAUUUGGGAUUUUAUGUUUGCAGUUAUCUAGUUCCUCAAGACAUACUAAAAGAUUGAUAACACAUUGGUUACAGUAGACAUGUGUGGAGAUCAUCAAAUAUCCAGGGAAAAGUGGUUUUUACCUGCAGAAGUUUUGAAUAUAGCAGAGAGAUUUUUCUGGUUGUCAUCUCUACUUGUGUCGAGCCAAGAGUUAAAUGCUUUGAAAAUAACUUGGCAAAGUUUAUUUUAAUCUGAGCCUGAAAUCUUUGUUUCAUGAAAACCCAAAAAUGCAUCAGCGCAGGCUGCAGAAGUUUUAUGUCCAUUCCUUCGUUAGGAUCUUUUGUAGCAUACCAAGUUUGUAAGAAAAACUGAAGCUGACAUGCAAGAAUGAGAUGCAUUUCAGAUAAUGUGUUUUCUGGGCUGUUUCAUUUCACAGUCUACAAAUGUAGAAGAUCAGAGGGUAUGACAGUGGCUUCACAGAUUGUGCUGAGUAGCAGUGUAAAGAAAAAAAGCAGGGCCUGGUGCAGGUGGGAGCAUUGCUGACACCAUCCCCACUGCUCAGGAUCACACUGCAGGUUCGAUCUGUGGAUGAGAUGAAUCAUGAGUUUCAAGCUCUUGCCCUAGAAUCUCGGGGAAUGGGAGAGCUUUUACCUGCCAAAAAGUUUUGGGAACCUGAUGAUUCAGCAAAAGAUGGACAAAAAGGGAUAUUCCUUGGUGAUGAGUGGAGAGAGACUGCAUGGGGAACUCCUCACCAUUCUAUGUCCCAGCCUAUUAUGGUACAGAGAAAGCCUGGACAGGGUUUUCAUGGAAACAGUGAAGUAAAUGCUGUAUUGUCUCCACGAUCAGAAAGUGGUGGCCUUGGAGUGAGCAUGGUAGAAUAUGUGUUAAGUUCCUCUCCAGCUGAUAAAUUGGAUUCCCGGUUUAGGAAAGGAGCUUUUGGCACUAGAGAUGCUGAAACAGAUGGACCUGAGAAAGGAGAUCAGAAAGGCAAGGCUUCUCCAUUUGAGGAGGACAAAAACAGAGAUCUUAAACAAGGAGAUGAUGAGGAUGUUACUAAAAUAAAUGGCAGAGGUUUGCCAAAUGGAAUGGAUGCCGAUUGCAAAGAUUUUAAUCGUACCCCUGGAAGUCGACAAGCCUCCCCAACAGAAGUAGCUGAACGCUUGGGCCCCAAUCCCAGCACCACAGAAGGAUUGGGUCCACUUCCCAAUCCUGCAGCCCACAAGCCCUUGGUAGAAGAAUUUUCCAACCCAGAAAAUCAGAAUCUAGAUGCCAUGGAACAAGUUGGUCUUGAUUCUCUACAAUUUGAUUAUCCUGGCAAUCAGGUACAGAUGGACUCUUCAGGAGCUACUGUAGGACUUUUUGACUACAAUUCUCAGCAGCAGCUUUUCCAGAGGACUAAUGCUCUGACUGUGCAGCAGUUAACAGCAGCCCAGCAGCAGCAGUACGCCCUGGCUGCGGCUCAGCAGCCUCACAUAGCAGGUGUAUUCUCAGCAGGCUUGGCUCCAGCUGCUUUUGUGCCAAACCCAUACAUUAUCAGUGCUGCUCCUCCAGGUACUGACCCGUACACUGCAGCUGGAUUAGCUGCAGCAGCCACCCUAGCAGGUCCUGCUGUGGUUCCACCUCAGUAUUAUGGUGUUCCAUGGGGGGUGUAUCCAGCCAAUUUGUUUCAGCAGCAAGCUGCAGCAGCAAAUACCACAGCAAAUCAACAAGCAGCUUCCCAGGCACAGCAGGGACAGCAGCCGGUUCUGCGUACUGGAGCAACUCAGCGCCCGCUUACUCCCAGUCAGGGUCAGCAAGGGCAGCAGGCAGAGUCACUUGCAGCAGCUGCAGCAGCAAAUCCAGCUUUGGCUUUUGGUCAGGGUCUUGCUACAGGCAUGCCAGGCUAUCAAGUACUAGCUCCCACUGCCUAUUAUGAUCAGACUGGUGCCUUAGUAGUAGGCCCUGGAGCAAGAACUGGCCUUGGAGCACCAGUCAGAUUGGUGGCCUCAACUCCUGUUAUAAUCAGUUCUGCAGCAGCACAAGCAGCUGCAGCUGCUUCAGCUGGAGGAACAGCAAACAAUCUCACGGGAGCCACGAACGGUCUAUUUCGGCCACUUGGUGCCCAGCCACAACAACAGCAACAGCAAACAAAUAGUAGCCUACAAUCCAAUUCAUUUUAUGGCAGUAACUCUUUGACCAAUAACUCCCCAAACAGUUCCCUUUUUUCACAUGGUCCUGGCCAACCAGGAAGUACAUCUCUUGGCUUUGGAAGUAGCAGCUCCUUAGGAGCAGCUAUCGGCUCUGCACUUGGUGGAUUUGGCUCAUCAGUUGGCAGUUCUGCAAGUAGUAGUGCCACAAGGAGAGAUUCUCUAUCUACUAGCUCUGACUUGUACAAAAGAUCUAGUAGCAGCCUAGCACCCAUAGGGCAGCCAUUUUACAAUAGUCUGGGAUUUUCCUCCUCUCCAAGUCCAAUAGGCAUGCCUCUGCCAAGCCAAACUCCAGGACAUUCACUUACGCCACCGCCAUCACUUUCAUCACAUGGAUCCUCAUCCAGUUUGCAUUUAGGAGGACUCACAAAUGGUAGUGGUCGCUAUAUUUCUGCAGCACCUGGAGCAGAAGCAAAGUAUCGCAGUGCAGCAAGUACCUCCAGUCUUUUUAGCUCCACCAGUCAGCUCUUCCCUCCUUCACGCCUUCGUUACAGUAGGUCUGACAUUAUGCCUUCUGGACGGAGUCGAUUGCUGGAAGAUUUCCGAAAUAAUCGUUUCCCAAAUCUCCAACUAAGAGACCUUAUUGGACAUAUUGUUGAAUUUUCUCAAGAUCAGCAUGGUUCUAGAUUUAUACAGCAAAAGCUGGAGCGAGCUACUCCAGCUGAGCGCCAGAUGGUGUUUAACGAGAUCUUGCAAGCAGCAUAUCAAUUGAUGACUGAUGUGUUUGGAAACUAUGUAAUACAGAAGUUCUUUGAGUUUGGAAGCCUGGAUCAGAAGUUAGCCCUGGCAACACGCAUACGUGGUCAUGUUCUGCCAUUAGCCCUACAGAUGUAUGGUUGUCGUGUUAUUCAGAAAGCACUUGAGUCUAUUUCACCUGACCAGCAGGUAAUUAAUGAAAUGGUGAAAGAGCUGGAUGGUCAUGUUCUGAAAUGUGUGAAAGAUCAAAAUGGGAAUCACGUUGUGCAAAAGUGUAUUGAGUGUGUUCAGCCCCAGUCGCUCCAGUUCAUCAUCGAUGCAUUCAAAGGACAGGUAUUCGUGCUUUCAACUCAUCCAUAUGGCUGUCGAGUUAUUCAGCGUAUUCUGGAACACUGCACUGCUGAGCAGACUUUGCCAAUCUUAGAAGAACUACAUCAGCACACAGAACAACUAGUGCAGGAUCAAUAUGGAAAUUAUGUUAUUCAACACGUACUGGAGCAUGGUCGUCCUGAAGACAAGAGUAAAAUAGUUUCAGAAAUAAGAGGAAAAGUUCUAGCUCUGAGUCAGCACAAAUUUGCCAGCAACGUGGUAGAAAAAUGUGUAACUCAUGCUUCUCGUGCUGAAAGAGCUUUACUUAUCGAUGAGGUCUGCUGCCAGAAUGAUGGUCCUCACAGUGCCUUAUACACCAUGAUGAAGGACCAGUAUGCCAACUAUGUUGUUCAGAAGAUGAUCGAUAUGGCUGAACCUGCCCAGCGGAAGAUAAUAAUGCACAAGAUUCGACCCCACAUCACAACUCUGCGCAAAUAUACCUACGGCAAACACAUUCUGGCCAAGCUGGAAAAGUAUUACCUGAAGAACAGUGCUGAUCUGGGGCCAAUUGGUGGACCACCAAAUGGGAUGCUGUAAAAGGCAAAAAAGGAAAUGGAAGAAUUUUAUUGUGAAUGAUCAAAACAUACAACUUAACUAUAAAUGUUCUGAUUUUUUUAAAUCUAUUUAUUGACUUUGUUCAUCCAUUUGUAAAAUUUUUAUUCUUUUGUAUAUUUUUGGGGAGUGAAUUAUAAAAAAAUAAAAAAAAAAAUCUCCAGCCCUAAUCAGGAGACCUAUCAGAUUGGAUGGCUGGCAAAGCACAGAAUGCCUGUAUAUGAUGUAAUUGUAUCAAAAUAGCUGUCACAUAUUUUGUAAAUUUUUACCUUGUAAAGUCACUGAAAUAGUUUUUAAAGGGAAAAAGUACAGUAUUCUUUUAAUACACUGGCUUGCAAUCUGGUAGGUCUACCCAACAUCAUAGCACAACAGAUUUAUAGAGUUGUAUAUAGAAUUGAUCCUUAUUUUUCCCUUUCGUGUGAAGUCUUUUAUACCAGAUUAAAAUUGAUCAGCUGCAUAAACAUUAUUUAACAUGUCGAAAAGUUAAGUUGUAUUUUGGUGGUUCACAAAGUACUAUCAAAUAACAAACAGGACACAGCAAAUGAAAGCAGAGAAUAACAAAACAACGGGAACCUGAAAGGACAAUUUUCACCUCUUGCUGUGGACAGUUAUUUUUUUUUUAAUUAGUGCCCUUAGGUUUUCUCUAGCGAUGUAUUAAAAACAACAGUGCUGUAUAUACUUAUAUAUUUAAUUGUUGUACAAGGUAGAGGAAUCGAAUGGUGGUGGUACAUCCACUCAGCAGAGUACGCUGUUGGAAGAGGAGUGAACCCUGUAUUAACUUCACAGUCAGUUUUACAACGCAGGAAGAGUAGAGAUUUGUAUUUUUUUAUUUCGCAUAUAGAAUUGUAAGGAUUUGAAAGCGUUGAGCAUUUGUUUUGCUUUCUCACUGUAGAUGCAAAAAAAAAAAAAAAUAGGUAUUGAUGAAGAGAAGAGGGGCCACUGAAAAGUAAACUCGAUAGCUCAACAUUUAAGCAUGAUUGAUUAAAUAUCCAGAUAGCUUUUUUGCUUCCUAUAAAUAUAUGCAUUGUAUACGUGUAGUUAAUAGGUGUAAGUUUACAGUUUGAAAACAAAUCUCGUUUUGAUGUUUAUUACAAGCCUUGCUAAUUUAGUAGUGACGCUUACCUUGGUUGUACAGAUGUACAUUUGUAAACCUUCAUGCUGUAAAUGUAAUUUGUUUUACCCUUUUUUGGGACAAAAAUUUGCAUUUUAGUGUAUAUUCAUAUCCCCGUCCCCCUUUCUUCCCCUGGCAUAUAGUGUUGUAUAAUGUAAAUUUAUUUCAGCAAAUUAAGAGUGAUUUUUUUAAAUUCUAUCUUUAUAUGGUUUCAGAAAUAUGAACCGGCUUUUUUUUUUAACUAUUGUGAGAAACAUUAUGUUUUGUUUACAACAUAGCUGUUGGUUCUGUUCAUAUGGACACUUUGGGAAAUCAAUCUGUUCAAAUUUUAAGUUGGGAUAAUAAGCGUAGUGAGAAAGAAGUGGACUGAAAACUUUGGUUAUCGCAGAAACCAAUGCUUCUUCCAUCUUAAUAAAUGUGGCAUGAUUUUUUUGUACAGAAGAGUACUGUAUUUUUGAAUAGCCUUCUCCCAGCGUAAAGCAAAUAUGUAUGAUACUGUCAAUUUUUUUCUCUGGACAUACGACAUUGUAACAGUAACAUGAGAUGAUGUACAUUUACAAGCGGCCUUAUGUACAUUUCCCAAUGAUCUUUUUAAGGCAGAGUUGUGACCAUAUGUGUAUAAUUAAAAUCCUUUUUAAUCCUUUGCCUAUGGAAAUAUUUUGGAAAAAAAAAAAAAAAAAAAAGCUUGCUUUGUAUAUUCAGUUUCUGAAAGAUAAAGAAAGUGCUUUGUAUGUUGUUGAAGUAAGUAUUUUGUGUAAAAUAUUCAUUCGGAGGGCAUGAGCAGAAGUUGUGAUCACCAGGAUGGAUGGAAAGCAGUUCUGAACAUUGAUAAAUAAAAGGCUGCAGCUGUAGGGCUCUGAUCUUGAGGAAAGAAAGUGGAGGUGGUAUAAACUCGUGUAGGGAAUUCUGUUGUAUUACUCUUGGUAUCAGGUUUACGUGAGUCUUUUUAAAGCAUACAUCUGAGUUGCUACUUUUUUUUUUUUUUAGUGGUAGUGUUUAAAUCAUGAAUAGGCAAACGGGAAAGUGUGCUCUGGCCUACCGUUAGUUUCCGCAUCUGUCACUUAAUGCCUGCAUCAAGUGAUGUAGGGGGCCGACUUAUUGUUCAUAACCUCAUCUUUAAUUGCUAAGUAGUUUUUGAAUGGCAGUUCACAGCAUUCCUUUCAAGAGCUACAGGCCCUGCCAUUGGAGCCAGAGCUUAUCCGUAGUCACACAAAGGCACUUGAGCAACUUACUUGAACGCAUUAAUUCUCCUCAGUGAGUAUUUUUAUCCUGUGUACAAACUGUCUGUUAUUAUCUGACAUUGUCUCUGACAUGUGAGACAUUAAAUCAGGCUUUUGGGAAUGUCCAGGCAGAAACUGGUGAUGUCUGAGUACUUUGUCCCUGUAGCACUCAUGCCAUAGUUGAAUUUAAUCAGUCCUGUAACUAUCAUCCUUAGAGCUUUAGUACCUUGAAAAUAAUCUUCCACUUGCUCUCCUAAAUUACCAUUUUGCACAAACUAUAUCCAGGAACGUGAAAAUCACUGGGUUUCCUUUCAGUUAUUUUAGGCUUUGGGUAGAACCACUAGACUUCUUUUUUUGCUAAAAUACCGCUAUUUGAUAUAGACUGUUUAUGGACCAGUUUGAUUAGGUUUGACUCCAGGCGGCUCAUAUUAAAUAAUGUAAUGUUCACGUGUAUAUACUGUAAAAAUCAAAAUGAAAAUGUGUUAAUAACACUGUGUGAAAUACA